Messenger RNA from Elephantulus edwardii (Cape elephant shrew), 3447 nucleotides. It is a transcript of the gene CATSPERG, whose product is annotated as catsper channel auxiliary subunit gamma. The transcript is spliced from 29 exons. NCBI's taxonomy places the organism in Eukaryota, Metazoa, Chordata, Mammalia, Macroscelidea, Macroscelididae. The coding region runs from base 211 to 3447 and encodes 1078 amino acids. Gene Ontology annotation, cellular component: motile cilium; sperm principal piece; CatSper complex. The record is from RefSeq and is a predicted model, not a curated record.
CUGCGGGCUCUCCUGACAGUGCUGUUGGUGCCGUGGAGGUUAUGGGCGGUAGAGGAAAAGGAGUGUGCCUGGCACGUGGCAUUGAACAAGUUUGAGAAAGUAGGCCGGAAGAAAGCGAUUGACCGCUUCUUUCAUCAAGAACCUGUGGACACAGUGGAAAGUGUGUUCAGAAGGCUAGAGGAUGCGCCAGUUGACCUGAAUGAGAAGUACAUGGGCUUCCCUUACUACCUGAAGAUCGGCUACUUCUGCCAGGGAAGGGUCUCUGAUGACCUAAUCCGGAGGGGCCACCUAACAGGGCUUAAGCCUAUGGUCCUAGUCACCUUCCAUUCUCCAGUCAACUUCUACCGGUGGAAGAUGGAGUUGCUACAGAUCCAGAUGGAAGCAGCCCCCUUCCUCAGCAAAGACGAAUACUGCAGAGCAGAGGAGCUGUGUUUCAUGGGCUGGUACACACCCAUGCCCAUCAAGAACGGCAGUGUGGUCAUGCAUGUGGAUGUCAGCAGCAAUGGCCUGGGGCCCUACAUCCCCAAGAAAAGGUUCUAUGUGAACAUCAACGGCUACCUGAAGAUGGAGCAAAACAGCACAAAGUUCACCAUAGGCAAACAGGUCUUCAGACUGAUACCCCGGUACUUUAAUAAUUUCUACUCACAACCUCUGUGGUACACUGUGGACCAGGCCCCUGUGCUCAUCCUGGGUGGCAUUCCCAAUGAGAAAUUAGUCCUGCUAACGGACACCAACUUUGAGGACUUCUCUCUCCUGGAGUUAAACAUUGAUAGUUGCUGGGUAGAGUCCUUCUCCUGCCCCCAUUCUGCCUUUACUGCCACCAUCUAUGACACCAUUGCCACCGAGAGCACCCUCUUCAUUCGCCAGAACCAGCUCGUCUAUUAUUUUACAGGCAACUAUUCCAAACUCCGGGAUAUCAACAGAAAAGACAGCUGGGUUCGCAUCCUGGCCAACGAGUGCAUCAAGAAGCUCUGCCCGGUGGAGUUCCACAGCAAUGGCUCGGAGUAUGUGAUUGCUCUCACUACUGGCCAGAACGAAGGCUAUAUCCACUUUGGGACCAUAACAGAUGGUCGUGUGUCCUUUGAGAAGCUGCCCAAGUACCAGUCACCCUGCCAAUCACUACAAACUAACUGCUCCAUCUUAUGGACUGUAUAUAUCAACGCUAACAAUGAAUUGUUGCUGCUUGUGGAGAACAUCUACACUGAGAUCCUGAAGACUUACCUGCUCGUCAGCUACAACCUGUUCACAGAGCAGCUGAUCUUUCUCUACGAGUUGCCCAGAUUUAUCCCUGAUGCUCAAGGCCUCAAGUUUGUGAUGCUCCAAAAGUUAGAGUUGUCCACCAAAGUGCCUCUCACACCCCUGGGCCUGUUCUUCAAUCCAUACAACAACAUGCUGUUCAUUUGGGGCAACUUCAUUGUGCAGAGCUAUGACCAUGAAAACUACUUCUACCUGUCAGAUUUUCCCAAGGAGUCUGUCAUCAAGUACCUAGUCAACUCAUACCAUGGGGAUAUGGCGAUUGUCACAGAGUCUGAGGAGGUCUGGUACCUCCUGGAGGGCAGCUACGAUGUGUACAGGCUGUACCCAUCUGAGGGCUGGGACAUGCACAUCAGCAUACAGAUGAUGAGGCAGUCGCCUUUCUAUAGCUACAAGGAGACCAUGGUCACCCUCUUCUACGAAGACAGCCAACUGUACCAGCUAGUGUACGUUUUCCAAGGCCCCAAGAGUGGGCUCAUCAAGAGGCUGGUGCCUGUGGAACAGAUUCUCAUGUACCUCAAGCUGAGAAACAGUCAUCUGGACUUGAUAAAAAAAGCCUUGGUGUUGAUGAACCUGAACUUCUCCAACUUGUGCCCCUUCACGGUGAUGCGCCUGGAGAAUGUGCCAAAUCCGCAAAAGUAUACACGCCAGGAACGAUACCAGGCCUUACCCCCCCGUGUCCUGACAGCCUCAGGCUUCCACAGUGAAGACUCACUGGCAGUCUACCAGGGCCUAGUCUACUACCUGCUGUGGUUGCACUCUGAGUAUGACAAGCCCUACGCAGAACCAGUGCAUGACCCCACCUGGCGCUGGUGGGAGAGCAAGAAACACGACCAGAGUUACUAUUUUUACCUGGCCAGCAACUGGCAGAGCGAGAGUGGCGUGUACGUUGAGAUGGAAAGCUACGAAAAGUUCUACCACCUCCAGCCGGAGGCUGAACUGCCUGAGCGCAUUUUCCUAGACAAGGGAAGCUCCUACAGCUUCUCCAUCCGGCUCACUGCCCGCAAGGGCUUCCACAGCCUCCAACCCAUGCUUGGCACCAACUUUCUUCUGGACAACCAGCUGGGUCUGGGCGUGAUGCUGGCCCACCCAAAGUGCAUCAAAGCGACAGUGACAGAGAGGGUUAUUAUUAGUCAAAACUCCAUGGUGUUCCAUGUUUCGAUCAGAGAUAGGAGGCAAUGUUUUGACCAUGGUAUCAGUGGACGACACCUCAAAAGGACCUCGGUGCUGGUCAAGGUGAUGGGCUCCGCAGGGCAGUGUUUCCAGAACACCCACCUGGGGCCACGCACGCAAGGCCGCCUGAUGCUGCCAGUGCUUAUUGGCUGUCCACCAGGCAAGCGCCUGGUCUUUGACGUCACCUUCACAUUGCAGUACAACCUCAUGCAGAACAAACACUACUUUGACUGCAUAAAAGCCGACCCUGAGAUGCCCUGCUUCCACUUCCGUGACAUCUUCUACCCCUUCUUCUUGAUCCAAGAUGUGGUGACUGGAAAUGCUGGCCGUUUUAUGGGCAAGUACAUGCUGAAGGUGGUAGGUGGUGGGCCCACCCUCGAUAGCAUCCAGGACUACAGUAAGGAGGAAAUCUUCCACUACAACAGUCACCAGGACAACCAAGGCUCUGGCCUCACUAAAGUGACCACCCUACACAGGACAGGCAGCCUCAUCUGGACCGUGAGGAACAAGACAGUAAUGGACAAAAAUAUGACCUUGAUUGAUGGAGCCUUCCAUGUCUUCAAGUAUGGUUUGAACUUGGGCAUCGAGUGGCUGUGUCUGGAGAACUCGCCUUGCCAUGACAUCAUGCCUCAGAGCAUCUUCUCCCCCGAAUUCUUCUUCAAGGUGUUAGUGAGCAAUAGAGGUGUGGAUGAAAACACCUACUGCAACUACCAGCUCAUCUUCCUGCUGCACAUCCACGGGAUCCCGCUCAGCACCGAGCGCUCCUUGUUCUUCCUUAUAGUGUCAGCCAGCAUGUUUGGGGGGCUGGUGGUUGUCUACCUCAUCUUCUGCUUCCUGUGGCCCUUCGUUGUGAAGGGCUGCUACAUCCUCCGCUGGAAGAUCAACAGCAUGAUUACCACAGACUCCUACUACACCUACGUGUCCUCCUCCAGAGCCUUCAGCCUGCAGUCCAACAUCUCCACGAUGCCCUCCAGGCUCAGCAACUGGGUCUAUGACAGAGACAGGGCUGACUCUCAGUAA